AUGGCGACAGAAACAACCACGGCGGCCACCGUCUCCGGGGGCCCAGCCGCAACGGUGCUGAACCACUCCGUGAAGCCAUACACCUUUACCUUUUCGUCCUUUCUCCGGGAGACGUACCAGGUCGGGCUACCCGUGGACCGACCGAUCUGCAAAGCAUACCAGACCGGCAGCUGCCCCAACGGGACGCGCUGCACCGAACGCCACGUCGUGGCCGACUCGUCGUCGCACUCGAAGCACGCGGGCGGCGGGCACGGGCACCACCACCACCACCCGACCGGGGGCCUCAACUCGCUCGUGUGCAAGCACUGGCUGCGCGGGCUGUGCAAAAAGGGCGUGCCGUGCGAGUUCCUGCACGAGUACAACCUGCGCAAGAUGCCCGAGUGCAACUUCUUCAUGCGCAACGGGUACUGCUCCAACGGGGAGGAGUGCCUGUACCUGCACGUGGAUCCGCUGUCCAAGCUGCCGCCGUGCCCGCACUACGACAUGGGCUUUUGCCCGCUCGGCCCCGUCUGCGCCAAGAAGCACGUCCGCCGCAAGCUCUGCGCCUUUUACCUCGCCGGCUUCUGCCCAGAGGGCCCGGAGUGCAGGCGCGGCUCCCACCCCAAGUGGUCCACCACCCUGGACCGGCCCACCGUCAAGCCACCGCCCAAGAGCGAGGAGGAGCUGCGCGCCGACAUGGAGCUGCUGCAGCAGCAGCACCAGGCCCAGCAGCAGCAGGCCCGCGGCCACUACGACGACGCGGACGGGUCCCGGGAUAAGGAGGAUCGGUUCGGCGGAAGGCAUGGCGGCAGGGGCGGUGGGAGAGGCGGCUGGCGAGGCGGCGCCGGCGGUGGUGGUGGCGGUGGUGGCCGCGGACGCUUCAGAGGAAGAGGAGGGUAUUAG
This is a messenger RNA of Cordyceps militaris CM01, 882 nucleotides long. RefSeq names its product high-affinity glucose transporter, putative. The coding region runs from base 1 to 882 and encodes 293 amino acids. The record is from RefSeq and is a predicted model, not a curated record. Gene Ontology annotation, molecular function: RNA binding; metal ion binding. The transcript has a single exon. NCBI's taxonomy places the organism in Eukaryota, Fungi, Ascomycota, Sordariomycetes, Hypocreales, Cordycipitaceae.